GGGCACCACCAGAUAUCCUCCUGGCUCCUGCUAUUAUUGCCUUUCGUUUAUUGGUUAACCUUUGGCAUCCAACCGUCGCAGAAGAAUCAAGCCAGUCAUGGCCUCGCUUCUUCAACCUUCUUUUCUACUCUCCCCUUCUUCAACAUCUUCAUCAUCUUCUUCUUCGUAUGCACUUGUUCAUAGUGUCCAAUCUUUGAAACUGCACAGAUGGAGGAAUUCUCCUCCCAAGAGAACGCGCUUUCGGAAAUUUGUUGCCAACAAAGACGUCUCUGUUUUGGACCCUCCACCGUGGUCUGCAGAAUUUGGAGACCCUUCUUUGAAGUUCAAAUUACUGAGUGCUGUUUCUGGGCUAAACAGAGGUCUUGCUGCAAAUGAAGAUGAUCUGAAGAAGGCAGAUGCAGCUGCCAAGGAACUUGAAGCUGCUGGAGGACCCGUGGACCUCUCAAUCAACCUUGAUAAACUGCAAGGGAGAUGGAAAUUGAUAUAUAGCAGUGCGUUCUCAUCUCGCACUCUAGGUGGCAGCCGUCCUGGGCCUCCCACCAGGAGGCUACUUCCCAUUACUCUUGGUCAGGUAUUUCAACGUAUUGACAUCUUAAGCAAAGACUUCGAUAAUAUAGUUGAGCUUCAACUGGGUACUCCAUGGCCUUUUCCACCUGUGGAUGCAACAGUGACAUUAGCUCAUAAAUUUGAAAUUAUAGGAUCUGCGAAGGUUAAAAUAGUAUUUGAGAAAACAACUGUUAAGACAACUGGGAACUUAUCACAGCUACCGCCAUUGGAGAUACCUAGGCUUCCAGAUGCAUUGAGGCGUCCAUCAAACACUGGAAGUGGUGAAUUUGAAGUUACCUAUGUGGACGCAUGUACUCGAAUCACCAGAGGAGAUAGGGAUGAGCUUAGAGUUUUUGUGAUCGCAUAAACUCUUUAGCCAAGUGCAUUUUUUGUACCAUGUGUUGAAAUUCAAGCUUAACAACUAACAAUAAUGGCUAAAGCUCUCAUAAUUUUGUUU
This is a messenger RNA of Malania oleifera, 1003 nucleotides long. RefSeq names its product plastid-lipid-associated protein 6, chloroplastic. The record is from RefSeq and is a predicted model, not a curated record. Lineage: Eukaryota; Viridiplantae; Streptophyta; Magnoliopsida; Santalales; Ximeniaceae. The coding region runs from base 98 to 913 and encodes 271 amino acids. The transcript is spliced from 4 exons.